This is a messenger RNA of Ipomoea nil (Japanese morning glory), 723 nucleotides long. RefSeq names its product 60S ribosomal protein L12. The coding region runs from base 51 to 551 and encodes 166 amino acids. The transcript has a single exon. Gene Ontology annotation, biological process: translation. The record is from RefSeq and is a predicted model, not a curated record. Gene Ontology annotation, cellular component: ribosome; cytosolic large ribosomal subunit. Lineage: Eukaryota; Viridiplantae; Streptophyta; Magnoliopsida; Solanales; Convolvulaceae. Gene Ontology annotation, molecular function: structural constituent of ribosome; large ribosomal subunit rRNA binding.
AACUCUUCAUUUUUUUCUUCACCCAACCCUAGCAAUUCUUCGACGCAAAAAUGCCGCCGAAGUUCGAUCCCACUCAGGUCGUUGAGGUGUUCGUGAGAGUCACCGGCGGCGAGGUCGGAGCCGCGAGUUCUCUCGCUCCGAAGAUCGGUCCGCUCGGUCUCUCCCCCAAGAAGAUUGGUGAGGACAUUGCCAAGGAAACCGCCAAGGAUUGGAAGGGCCUCCGCGUCACCGUCAAGCUCACCGUUCAGAACCGUCAGGCCAAGGUGGCGGUCGUCCCCUCCGCCGCCGCCCUUGUCAUCAAGGCCCUCAAGGAGCCGGAGCGUGACCGGAAGAAGACGAAGAACAUCAAACACAACGGCAACAUUUCCUUGGAUGACGUCAUCGAGAUUGCUAAGAUCAUGAGCCCUCGCUCCAUGGCCAAGGACCUGACCGGCACCGUGAAGGAGAUCCUAGGGACCUGCGUAUCGGUUGGAUGCACCGUCGACGGCAAGGACCCGAAGGAUUUGCAACAGGAAAUUGCUGAUGGAGACGUUGAGAUCCCUCAGGACUGAGUGAAGAAGAAGUAGGAAGCUUGAGAGGUCAAGCCCUAAUUUUUCAUGAUAUACUAGAAACCUUUUUUUUAAAGUUAAAUUUUGUGAUUUCAUUAUCGAGGAUUGUUUUGAUUUUUGUUAUCAAAACGCUUAAUUUUGAUUCAUAAUAUGAUCUGGUUGAUGCUUAUAGAAA